GCCCCACUUAUGCGGCUUAACAAAUAUGACUCUCUAACAUGACAAUGGGCUGCAGCUGUUGCAAGUUGCCACCUGGUCUAGGACAAACUAUUAAAUGUUGUGACACCCGCUAUAUUUACGAUAGAAGGGUAUUUUAAUUUAACGGCAAGCAUAAGAGGGAGUAAAGUGUAUAUAUUUUUGAUCAGAGGACGAGACUGUAUCGAAGAUUUUAAGAGCUAAAACUACCAAAUAUAUAUAUACAACAUCUCUAUUAUCCAUCAUUCAACAUAAACGGUUACAAACUGUAUUAAUAAAAGAUUUGGACAAGUUCUAAAAACCUUAUAGCGGUCCAUUUCUAAUUUAUAUAUUUCGUCAGGUAUAUCAACGUCGAGCAUUCUGAACUGUAACUUUGCGACUUGCUUUUCAAUAAUUAAGUAAUUCAUUUGUGCAUUCUAAAGUUUUAAGCGCAUUUUGCGCCCCAUAUUCGUUAGGCUACAUGAAACUUUAAUGACCUUUUUCUACUGUUGUUCUAUUGCUAUUGUUGCUGUCAACGCUUUUGUUGUAUCUGCUUCUAUAUAUAACGUAUACUAUAGGCUAGCAGUAGUGUUGGUAUUGUGUUAUUUCGUGCUCCAGUUACUAUUUCGACUCUCUAUUGACGUCCAUUCGCUUAAUGAAUUUGCCUGCGCUGCUCAGUUGUAAUUUGAAGCUCGUUUCGUUUCGUUUGUUGCGUUACUUUUGUUCGCCUGAACUUGAAAUUCGUUGAACAAAUAAACCCUACAAAAGACGUACUUAACCAUUAUACUAUACAAUAUAAAUUAAUUGCAUAUGUGAAGGAUGAUAUGGAGCAAUGGGUUACGGACACAUUUUACUCGUAUUUUCCCGGCUUUAACAAUGAAAAUCAGAAACGACAAAAUUAUUUGCGUGAGCGACAGCGCGAGAAUCAGCAGAACUUUCUCAAGCACCAGAUGCUACAUCCGCCGGCGCCGAAACAGCGACGUCAGGUGAAGCUGUCGCAGCCAGAGGAGUUGCAAACGUCGCGCUCGAAUCAUUCCACAAGCACGAGCUCGACGUCCAACAGCAGAACGGAUAAGACUGACCUAGAAUUAAUUGUAAAUAGUAAUCCCAAUUACGUGCCGCCCAAGAAACGGCCAGGCACCACACGACAACAGCUUCUGCAAGAUCUGGGUCACGUGGAGCUCUCCAACAUUGUCACUGGCGAUGGCAUCCUGGAGCGUAAUAUGCGCAGUGCCGAAUUGGAAACGGCGCGCAAAAGGGACUAUCAACGGGAUCUGAUGCAACAGAUUGAGGAGAAGCGUCGCUCCAUUGAGAUUCUGCGCGAAAAGGAGCGCAGACAGGAGGAGGCUUUGACCAGGCGCUUGGAAGCUCAACUGAAGACAAUUCACUUGCAGGAGCAGCUGGAGAAGCAGCGACAACGUGCCGAAAAGGCACGCAAGGACUCAGAUCACAAUCGCCUGAUGCGGGAGCAGCUGCUGGCCAAGCUAGAGGAGGAUGCACAGCUGUUGCCCGCCAAGGAACACAACGACUUGGCUGGAUCUGUCAGGAAUGGGAAUACAAAGGCCGACAACAAGGAUAUCAAUGGCAAUGCCAACAAAAGCAAUACGACAAACACCAACAAGGUGUACAAAUACUUUAGCAAUUCGGCGCGACACGAGUAUCGUCGAGGUGAACCAUUGCCUGCGGGCGUGGAGCUUGACUUUGAGUUGCCGGAAAUGUCGAAAAUCGAACGCGAGUGCUUCCAUUUGUGCGAAAAGAUCUGUCCGCUCUGCGAUGAGCCGUUGAAGAGCUAUGAAAGCUGUUGUCUGCGCUGCCAGCGCAAGUUGGCACUGAAAAUGAAACAGCAGCGACAGCCCAGCGAUGAUACAGGUGGACAGCAGAGCGACGAGACGACUGAAGCUGCUGAUGCUGUGGAUCACGAUUGCCAGAAUAGCUAUGCGCUCGUUUGUCUCAAGUGCGAACGCCUUUAUGCGUUGUGUAGCCAAUGUCUGGUGAAGAGUGAUGUGUGUCGAGCCUGCCAACGGGAGCGCAAUGUUUGCAUGAAUUGUCGCCGAAAUCUGUGCUCCUUUUGCUUGGAGGAGAUCGCGUGUGGCCGGGACACUGAGCGCACACAUGUCAACGAAGUGAAUGAAGAAAAACCACAGAAAUCAGAUGACGCGUUUCGUGUGCUGGAACUUAAUUAUGCUGUGCCAUCCCCAACAGCGGAAACGAAUGCCGCGAAUCCCACUGAGGCAGACUCGCCUCCCUAUUCCUUCAACAUUUCACCGAAUUCAGUGUUCCACGCGGAUUACAAACCCACGCCGGUGAAGCCGCUGUUGAUCGAUCAACUGCCCAUUGCCACGAGUAGUGCGAACAACAGCUUCGAGCUGGAUAGCGCUGAUGAGCAGGCGAUGGAACGAGUGCGCCGGCAGACAGAUAAGCGUCUAUCACGUUACCUCAAAAACUACGGCGAUCUGGCUUCCAAGCAUCAACAAGAUGCGCGUAGCAAUAGCGAGUCACGGCACCGGGGCACACAGACAAUGCCUCAAAGUUUAGGCAGGCGAGAUGUGGUGCUGCUCGAGCCACCGACGCAUAAUCUAUCGAUGCCACUGCUGCGUGAAAUGCCCAAGAUGACGCGUAAGGAGACGAGUGCGUUGCCUGCCGAGAGCACUCAACGAAAGAUGGAUAAUCUCAAGAAGCGCUGGGAGGUGCCUGCGGUGCAAAAGUUUACCGUGUCCUCUACAUCUCCUAAGAUACUCACCCAGGUGGGUGCCAUACGUAAGCAACUGCAGGCAUCGCGAUUCUUUGACGAUGCCCAGGACGAGGUGGAUGGCGAUGACGACUACUGACCCUUAGACCGAAGGCUAACAACAAUUUUUCAACUCUUGAACAAAUUGAGUCUGUUUAGUUUUACAGUCUUGCCAGUUUUUUUUUGUUUUGUUCGUUCUCUUUGCACAAUUCGAUUUCACUUUUUUGCAAUUAUUAUGGAUUUUCAUUUAAUCCGUUUUGAUCUAUAUAAAAUUCUAACCAUCCCUGAGAUAUUGAUAAUGUAAUUAAUGAGAUACCAUGUGCUUCUGCUGUUUCAUGCAGCGUCAAAUUGUAUAUUUAAGGCAAAAAGUUUGUUAAUGUUUUUACAAAUAUAUAUAAAUCAAACUCAUAAGCUUAA
Messenger RNA from Drosophila nasuta, 3139 nucleotides. RefSeq lists its product as uncharacterized. The record is from RefSeq and is a predicted model, not a curated record. Bases 819 to 2822 code for a protein of 667 amino acids. Lineage: Eukaryota; Metazoa; Arthropoda; Insecta; Diptera; Drosophilidae. The transcript has 6 exons.